Molecule: messenger RNA, 2564 nt
Organism: Gadus macrocephalus (Pacific cod)
Lineage: Eukaryota; Metazoa; Chordata; Actinopteri; Gadiformes; Gadidae
Gene: gpr37a
Product: G protein-coupled receptor 37a
Exons: 2
Coding region: 310-2040 (576 amino acids)
Biological process (GO): adenylate cyclase-inhibiting G protein-coupled receptor signaling pathway; positive regulation of MAPK cascade
Cellular component (GO): plasma membrane; signaling receptor complex
Molecular function (GO): G protein-coupled peptide receptor activity; prosaposin receptor activity
Source: RefSeq, a predicted model, not a curated record
CCCAGACCUCAUACCCCAUUCCCUGCGUCCCGCGGCCCCAGAGCGCACGGACAGCGAGAACAUUGGUCCCGGGUUGGACUCAAACUCGGUGUCUUCCCAUCGGAGAGAGGACCCCGGAGCUCUUCGACCGGGUCUCCAAGACCCUGCGGUGUGACUUCACUAGGGGGGCUCUGGUCGCAGAUAUCUCGUGGAAUCUUAGGAACCGGAGACAGCGGGCAGAGAGACUAAACCCCCACCUGUCACUCCCGGACCACCGAUGGGUCCCGCGUCCCCUCUGACCUCCGGCCCGUUUCUCGCGCGCUAGCCGCCAUGCUGCUGCUGGCCGUAAGCCUGCUGUGCCUGCUCGCGGUAGGACCGGUGCAGAACGCGGACGCCCAGGAGAACCCCCUGGUGCGCCCCGUGCGUCAUCGCGCACCCCACGAGGAACGGAGCGGAGGCAGCCGGGGAUGGCGUGGACCUCACGCGGGCCUCGGGGAAGGGCCGGCUGCCAUGGUAACGAUUGGGGAGGAGAGACGCGGUGGUGUGAAGCCCUCCGGGACAGUUGUCAAACUACUUGACGAUACACCCUAUACCGAUCGACAUGAUCUGAUCGAUCAGAUAUUAGAACUCCCCACCUGUAGCGACACCAGCGCAGCGCGGUGCCGCGUCCGGAGGCAACGCGUAAAGCGCGAUGCGCAAAGUGGAAACAGCGCGUCUGGCUCGGACGAGAUUCCGGCCCGUCGGAAGCCGCCGCUGCCACAGCCCAUGGGCCAGGUUCAGACGCCGGCCACCGAGGCCGGCGACUACGAAGAAUUCACCCCGCCGGACUUUGGCGACCUCACGCCGCUCGUCCCCGGGGGCCGCCGGCCGAAGUGGAAGCCGGUGAGGAACCCCUUCUACCCUCUGAGCGCCGAGGCGUGCGGAGCCUACGCGGUGAUGCUGGCCGCGGGGGUCAUUUUCUCCACGGGGAUCCUCUGCAACGUGGCGCUCAUGUGCAUCGUGUGCCACAACUACCACAUGAGGAGCAUCUCCAACGCAUUGCUGGCCAACCUGGCCUUCUGGGACUUCCUAGUGCUCUUCUUCUGCCUGCCGCUCGUCGUCUUCCACCAGCUCACCAAGACCUGGCUGCUGGGGGAGCUGUCCUGCAAGCUGGUCCCCUACCUGGAGGUGGCGUCGCUAGGGGUCACGACCUUCACGCUGUGCGCCCUGUGCAUCGACCGGCUGCGCAGCGCGGCCAGCGUGCAGACAUCCUACCAGCCCGUGGAGAACGCCGCCUCCACCGCCGCCAAGCUGGCCGUCAUCUGGGUGGGGGCGCUGCUGCUGGCGCUGCCCGAGCUGCUGCUCCGCCAGCUGCUGACGGAGGAGGGGGCGGGGCUGGGGCCGGGGGCGGAGCGCUGCGUGGUGCGCGUCUCCACCCGGCUCCCCGACACGCUGUACGUCCUGGGCCUGACCUACGACGGUGCGCGGCUCUGGUGGUGCUUCGGCUGCUACUUCUGCCUGCCCACGCUGUUCACCAUCGGCUGCUCGCUGGCCUCUGCCCGCCGCAUCCGCCGCGCCCAGGCCGCCGUCGCCCGUGGCAACCACCCCAACCACCGUAACAAGCAGCAGCUGCGGGCGGAGAGCCAGAUGAACUGCGCGGUGGUGGCGCUCGCCAUCCUGUACGGCUUCUGCUCCGUGCCCGAGAACAUCUGCAACGUGCUGAGCGUGUACCUGGCGCCGGGCGUGCCCCCGUCCGCCAUGGACGCGUUGCACCUGGUCAGCCAGCUGCUGCUGUUCCUCAAGUCGGCCGCCACCCCCGUGCUGGUGUUCUCGCUGUGCCGGCCGUUCCGCCGGGCGUUCGGCGACUGCUGCUGCUGCUGCUGGGACCAGUGCUCCGACGCCGGCUCCGACCCCGCCCCCCCCGGCGACGACCCCGCCCCCGGCCCCGCCCCCGGCGAUGACCACGCCCGCCACCGCGUCGACGCCCCCGCCACUCAGCUGGAGCUCCUGCCGCUGCGCCCCCCCCCCCACCGCCAGCCCGCAACCGCCAAGCGCUACACGGCCGCGGACAUGCACUGCUGAGGUCACCGGGUCAGAGGUCAAAGGUCAGACUUAGGGUCGUGGGGCGGUGCGGGGAGAUGAUGCCGCAUUGUCAGGAGGCUGAGACCGCCGCCCCGGGCCUGAGGGCGCGGGCCCCUUGGGGGUCCUGAUGCCCAGCCCCCCCUGAGCACGCGUCCGUACGUCCUGCGUCCGUUCGGCCGUACAUACGAGCGUCCCGUUCAGUCGUACGUUAGUUGGUGUUGGUUUGUACCUUCGUUCUUCGCUCUUAGAUGAACAAACACUUGAUAGCAUAGAUUCCACUUACGAUCCCAGAGUUUAUCAGUAAUGUGGUAUUCACUCACCAGUGUUAAGACUCAGAAUUUGCACAUUUAUUUUGGUACGAUUUUAUUUCAGAUGAUGUUUCUAUUGAACUUGUUAAUGUCUGCACAUGUGUGAUUGAUGAUGUAGCGUGUGUCUCUCUGUGAGUCUGUUGAUGUGAUAUUUAAAGAGAGAUACGAGAAGUUAUUUUAGUGAGUUACUGUCACUUUAAUAAAUAAAAAAAUUGA